AUGCAGACGCCACAGCCCAUCCCUGACCGUCCCACCCCCACCCGGGACUCUGUUGUGGAAAAAGAAGAUGAGUUCCCCUGGACUUUGGACAUCUGCAGCGAGGGAACUCCCCAGGCCACUGGGUUCUUUGAAGUAAUGGUAGCUGGGAAGUUGAUUCACUCUAAGAAGAAAGGUGAUGGCUACGUGGACACAGAAAACAAGUUUCUGAAGCUGGCGGCUGCCAUCAAAGCUGCCUUGGCUCAGGGCUAAUGUGCCCUGAAGGCAGAGUCCAGGGACCUUGACCCAGCUCCUCUCAGCAGAUGCUUCAUGAC
This is a messenger RNA of Gorilla gorilla gorilla (western lowland gorilla), 311 nucleotides long. RefSeq names its product selenoprotein W-like. Gene Ontology annotation, cellular component: cytosol. The record is from RefSeq and is a predicted model, not a curated record. The transcript is spliced from 2 exons. NCBI's taxonomy places the organism in Eukaryota, Metazoa, Chordata, Mammalia, Primates, Hominidae. Bases 1 to 249 code for a protein of 82 amino acids.